UUUCUCGUGGCGGAAUAACGACCCCCGCGCUCCCCCAGCGUCCCGGGCAGGGCUGGCCCCAUAGGGCGGCCUAACAACGCGCCGGGACCACCAGGCCCUUACCCGGGGCGCCGGCCGCCCGGCAACGGGAUCGCGUCAGCUCCGGGGCGGGCCCGGAAGCGGCGGGUGUUGGGCUGGGCCGCCAUGGUGUGCGAGAAGUGUGAGAGGAAGCUGGGCACGGUGAUCACUCCUGAUACGUGGAAGGAUGGGGCGAGAAACACCACAGAAAGCGGUGGCCGAAAGCUGAACGAAAACAAGGCACUGACCUCAAAGAAGGCAAGGUUUGAUCCUUAUGGAAAGAACAAAUUUGCAAUAUGUCGAAUCUGUAAGAGUUCUGUCCAUCAGCCAGGGUCUCACUAUUGUCAAGGAUGUGCCUAUAAAAAAGGCAUCUGCUCAAUGUGUGGCAAGAAGGUCUUGGAUACGAAGAACUACAAGCAAACUUCUGUCUAAUUACACUGAUCAGUUUUUCAUGAACUUCUGACUUCUGCAUCUUUGUACAUUUACCUUUCUCCAAUAUUGUUUGUGAAUAUUACUUUCUGGAAGAUAAUACGCUUACUUGGAAUGAGUUUAGAGGUGAAGACAGCCUGGUUGUUUCUGUAGAAAUUAACACAAUAUUUGAUUUUUGUUGUUUUAGCACUAAUGUUAACUAAUAUUUAAAGGUAAUGGUUUGCAGCAGCUGAUACAGUUCAAUAGGUUGAAACUAUGUUACUAUCAUAUCAGAUCCUUGAGAUUAGCACUUACUGUUCUGUUCUAUCUUGAAUGUUCUGCUUGUCUGGUGGUAAUACUUAACAGAUACAUAAAAUAUGAGCUUACAUCACCUCAUUAAAGUACUAUCGUUAUUUAGUUCUGUGCUUAUAGGUAUUUCUAUUUAUGCUCAUCCCUAACUAUUACGUCCUGUACUUUGAAGUGCUACUUUUCAGAGUUUAAUUCCACUGUUCUGAUUGAACAGUAGGGUUUGUUGAAUCACAAGCUGUUAAACUACUAAAAUGCAGCGUGCUACUCUGCCACUUCUUACUUUUGCAGCAAGAUUGAUUAGCUAGUCCCCUGUCAAAUCCUAGGCAGAUUUUGCAUACAGCAUCUGGUGGCCCAAGGCAAUAAAAUAAUGAGCAUCAAUUUCUAAUGCCGGGUCUCAGUCUCCUGAUUUCCUAAGUUAGUCUGGUUUCUAAACACUUGUUUUGAAACUGACUCUUGAAUUCUGUGAUGUAAUCAUUUAUAUAAAUGUCAGAUUUGAAAGAUCAAAACAGGCUGCCUUCUCCUUAGCACUGUUUGGAGAUAAGACUUGAAGCAAGCACCUGUGAACAUGUGAGGCUGCAUUUCUUUCACCCUUUUGUGAUUUCUACAUAAGAAAGCAAUUUCUCUUACAAAAAAUAACUUGAGUCCGUGGUGGGAUUUUAACUAGACCUAUUUGUUUACUCCUCUUGCCAUCUCUUCUUGGCAAGUUCUUAAGUUUUGCAACUUUCAACAGUAAUGGAGACAAUAUCAUUAGGAAUUUCCCUGUGAAUAGAUUUUUCUGGUUUAAGUUUCCUUUUGUUCUUUCAUUUGCUAUGAAGGAGACUGUGUGUAUGAUAGAGACUGAACAAUCACUGUUCUUUCCGUGUGUCAAUGUAAAAAACUGAACAGAAAGUGCAUGGAUUAGCUCGUGUACAGCAACAAUUUAUUCUAAUGUCACUGUUCAUCUCUAUGGCACAUUCCUUGUACAGAUGAAAAAUGUCAGUAAUGGGCUUCAAGCUUUGAACCAAGUGCUUCUCAGUACAACUGUAAAAACAUUUCAACCAUUUGACAAACAAACCAUGAGGUAGCUGUGAAAGCCAAGUAGUUAGUAUUAUAUAUGGAUCGUUGUCCUAUGUAGCGACAAUUCUAUAAUUCACAGGCCCUGGCAACCAUCCAGAGACCCAAAUGCGACCAUGGUUAUUGCUGAACAUAUGUUCUGGAGAACAUCUUUCCUGCCGUGCUGGAAACAAUAAUUUGUAGUGAGGUCAAUGAAUUUGUUACUGUCCGCUGGAUUUAUGUAAGGCAGUUGUGUUGAAGGGUCUUGCUUGAAAGUACUUGUUUUCUGCCUCUUUUUUGUCCUCUACAGUUGUAGGGUAUUUUAUGUGCAAGUGGUAUCACUUAUUGCUCUGGCAGUAUUGCAUUAUACGUAUGAAGACUACUAGAAGUAAAGGUUGUAAGCCAAGUAAUUGUAACCACGUGAAAGGAUUAACCGGGGGAAUGUACCUGGACAUCUAUGCAAGUCACUUCUUGUGGUAUUAGGUGACAUUUAAAAACAAUUGCAAAAACUCCCACGUUUAUAGAAGGAAAUCUAAAAAUCACAGGUAAGGUGGUUUUAGGAUUUUUAACGUACUCUGUAAGACAUUGGUAGGAGUUCCUGUGGUUUUUUAGAAGAUAAAAUGGAUAUAUAUAUAUAUAUAUAUUUCUCCUCCCUUAGUUGAAUUGGACAGUUUUCAGCAACUUAAGUUUCCAGCUUAGCCUUCACCUUCAGCUUUUUGGUGAGACUUGUUCAAGGUGAUUUCAGGUGACGUAUUCUCUAAUGUUCUGCAAACUCUUCAUUCUUUGUGUAUUUGUUCUGUGAGUUUUGCCAUUCUAUAUAUUAGCUUUUCUUGCCUGUCUAAUGUUUUUCAGCAUCUUUAUUUCCAAAAUAUGGCUGUUUGUAAUUCUUGAAUGCAUUGUAUCAAUUGAAGGUUAUUACUCUCUGCAAAUACUGGUAUUGAGUGAACGUGUACUUCAUUUUGUAACAUGUAAAUAAUAUGGUUCUUUGUUGACAA
Numida meleagris (helmeted guineafowl) is the source of this 2801-nucleotide messenger RNA. It is a transcript of the gene CRIPT, whose product is annotated as CXXC repeat containing interactor of PDZ3 domain. Lineage: Eukaryota; Metazoa; Chordata; Aves; Galliformes; Numididae. Gene Ontology annotation, biological process: cytoplasmic microtubule organization. Gene Ontology annotation, molecular function: microtubule binding; PDZ domain binding. The transcript has 5 exons. The record is from RefSeq and is a predicted model, not a curated record. Gene Ontology annotation, cellular component: dendrite. Bases 184 to 489 code for a protein of 101 amino acids.